AUGAAUAACGAUAGUUUUUUAGCUACGUUAGACGAAUUUAUAAAAACAAGCAAUCAAAUUAUUGAAAAAUUAAAAACAGAAUUAGAGUGGAUUAAUGAUCAUCGUACAAGAUGCAAUGUUGCUAAGACAGUGGGUACUACUGCAACAGUAGGCGGCGCAGCUGUUGUAGUAGGUUCACUUCUUUUAGCUCCAUUUACAGGUGGUGCUUCAAUUGUAGCCGCAACUGGUUACGGCGUUAUAGCAGGUGCAGCAGGAGCCGCCGUAAAUAUCACAACUGAUAUAGCUGAUCUGGUAACGACGAGAAUUGAAAACAGUCAAGUCAAAGAUAUUUGUGGCCGAAGAAAUUAUGUAGCUGAUCGUUUGAAGGUACAUUUUGAUGAGCUUGAACGUGUGGCUACGGAACUAAGACGAUUAAAUGUUGGAGAAACAGAAGCCUACGCUUUAUCAUUAAAAAACUUGGCUUCAAAAGGUAAUAGCAUCAGAACAUCGUCUAGUAGUAUAGUACAGCUGAGCAAAUGUGCACAACUGGCAAAUGGAACUUCUAGCAUGCUUUUGCGUGGUGGUGGUAAUUUUUGGAAGGGUAUGAGAUUGCAAUCUGAAACAUUAAUGAAAGUACUUGGUUAUUUUGGUUUUAAUGUGGGCAAAACAGGAGCUAUGGCCGUUGUUCGAUCAGGUACAGCAAUACUUAGUGGAGCUUUUGCAAUCUAUGAUGUUUACUCGUUAAUAAACAGCAUUAAAAAUAAUCAUCCAACUGCAGAUGCUAUUUCCGAAAUGAUCAAACAGAUGAAAGAAGAGCUGAAUGAAAUGAAUGAAUUAAGAAGCAUAUGCAAGCAGCUGGUAUAA
Adineta steineri is the source of this 843-nucleotide messenger RNA. NCBI's taxonomy places the organism in Eukaryota, Metazoa, Rotifera, Eurotatoria, Adinetida, Adinetidae. The record is from the annotation of a GenBank genome assembly.